Messenger RNA from Panthera uncia (snow leopard), 733 nucleotides. RefSeq names its product voltage-dependent P/Q-type calcium channel subunit alpha-1A-like. The record is from RefSeq and is a predicted model, not a curated record. The transcript has 3 exons. Lineage: Eukaryota; Metazoa; Chordata; Mammalia; Carnivora; Felidae. Gene Ontology annotation, molecular function: high voltage-gated calcium channel activity. Gene Ontology annotation, cellular component: membrane; voltage-gated calcium channel complex; neuronal cell body. Bases 65 to 373 code for a protein of 102 amino acids. Gene Ontology annotation, biological process: calcium ion import across plasma membrane; chemical synaptic transmission.
UUUGCUGUGCACCUCGACAAGUUGGAAGGAUUUUCCUUAAUUCCUCUGUACUCCCUUUGAAUAUAUGAUUUUAGCCACCAUCAUAGCAAACUGCAUUGUCCUUGCCCUGGAGCAGCACCUGCCUGACGAUGACAAGACCCCCAUGUCUGAACGACUGGAUGACACAGAACCAUACUUCAUUGGAAUUUUUUGUUUCGAGGCCGGCAUUAAAAUCAUCGCCCUCGGGUUUGCCUUCCAUAAAGGCUCUUACUUAAGGAAUGGUUGGAAUGUGAUGGACUUCGUGGUGGUGCUAACAGGGCAUCUUUGGAGGCCGCCCAGAGAAUUUCAGGACAGAAACUCUGGCGUCAGGAACAGAGGCAGGGAGGAAGCCUAAGACUCUCAAAGUCCAGCACUGGCCGGUGCUGCUUUUCUUUGCUGCAGGUUGGAAUCCCAAGGAUGUUAGGUACAACCAUUAUAAGAUUGGGUGGACAGGAGGGAUCAGCCUGAGAGGUCUUUGUCAACUGGACUGAUGAGUUUUGAUUCAUAGGAAAUAGCCCUGGAUGUUUCCAAAGCGGAAACUGCAAAGUGUGUAGCAGAAUUGCAUCUUCUGCGAAUCUGACUUUACACAAAAUCAUUGUUAUGUAAUUGGCACACAUCUAAAAAGAAACCGGGUGAAUAUAAUAAUGAAAGAGUGAGGUCAUUUCUUUUUUUUUUUUCUUUUACCACUAAAAUUUUUUUGUUAUAAAAUAAAAUC